Sebastes umbrosus (honeycomb rockfish) is the source of this 1684-nucleotide messenger RNA. It is a transcript of the gene otud6b, whose product is annotated as OTU deubiquitinase 6B. Gene Ontology annotation, molecular function: cysteine-type deubiquitinase activity. NCBI's taxonomy places the organism in Eukaryota, Metazoa, Chordata, Actinopteri, Perciformes, Sebastidae. Gene Ontology annotation, biological process: protein deubiquitination. The transcript is spliced from 8 exons. Bases 211 to 1131 code for a protein of 306 amino acids. The record is from RefSeq and is a predicted model, not a curated record.
GAAGAAGAAGAAGAAGAAGAAAGCUCCCUCGUCUCUUCCGGUUAAGGCCAUGAUAUCAGCACGUUUUAUUCAUUGUGGAAUAUUUAUUUUUAUCUCUCGUCAGUGAUGCGGACUAUUUUAUGACAGGGACAUCACAACACGUUGUUUAUCUAACGGAGGACAGUCUCAUUCAGCUCACAAAGUGUCCCACUGAACACAGAGAGCUGCAUCAUGAUGGAGGAGGAGAGAGUGGAGACACCAGAGGAGACAUCAGACGAGCAGCUGGCAAAGCAGCACCGCAAGGAGAAGAAAGAUAUGCAAGCUAAAAUCCAGAGCAUGAAAACCGCAAUCCCCAAAAAUGACAAGAAAAGGAGGAAACAGAUGACAGAGGAGAUCGCAAAAAUAGAGGCUGACCUAAACCAGAAACACGAGGAGGAAUUGAGGCAACUCAAAUCUACCACCAACACAGAGGUGGAAGAGGUGUUAAAUGGAGUGGAGACCAUGAAGAUGGAGGGUGGAGGAGAAGAAGAAGAAGAGGUCCAACAGCCACGUCUAACCAAGGCCCAGAAGAGAAGGGACAAGAAGGCUGCCCAGGAGAAGGAGAGGGAGAGCAGGAUAGCAGAGGCCGAAGUGCAGAACUUGCAGGGUGUGAGGCACCAGGAGGGUCUGAAGCUGGCUGAGAAACUCGCCCAGCAACAGCUUCAGAUCAAGGAGAUCUCUUCUGAUGGCCACUGCAUGUACCGUGCAAUUGAAGAUCAGCUGGCACACCGAUCAAAGCCUGGGUUAAUCAUGAGUGUGAAAGAUCUCCGGUCGCGCACUGCCGAGCACAUGAGAGGCCAUGCUGACGACUUCCUGCCUUUCCUCACCAACAGCAACACCGGUGACAUGUACACAUCAGAUGAGUUUGAGAAGUACUGCAGUGAUGUGGAGCACACAGCAGCUUGGGGUGGACAACUGGAAUUGCGAGCUUUGACCCAAGUUCUUCACUUGCCAGUGGAAGUGAUCCAGGCCGACUCCCCAACUAUAAAAAUCGGGGAGGAAUUUGAUAGUGAAUCCAUCAGCCUUGUCUAUAUGCGUCACGCCUAUGGACUGGGAGAGCACUACAAUUCUGUGGAGCUGCUGAAGGACCCGGCCAAUGCAGAGGACAGCUGAGAGACAGCUCAGUCUUGGUGUGACAUAAACCAAUGUGUGUGAUGCAGGGAGUGUUCAAACCACUCACACCAAGGGCCCCUAAAUACAAAUGUAUUUGGAGGGAGACCCCUCCCCCUAAUUGAAGACAUUGUUAAGCUGAGGUUAACAGAGUUUGUUGCUGUUUUCAGAAUGGGUUAAACACAUAAUUGUAUGUCUCUGUUUAGAAGUCAAAAGAUAUCAGUGGGUAGAGUGAGAUCUAGUUCUGAAAACAGUAUCAUUCUGCUGAUGAAAAACAGCAUAGAGGGGGAAAUUAACAUGUCCAUGAUUUUACAGUGGACACCCUUGGUCUAUCUCAGUGACCCCAGUGCUUCACUUCAGCCCACUUUGGGAAGCGACGGUGAACCACGUACCUUUUUAUCCAUAAUGGGCAGGAGAGGAUGUAAGAGAUGUUGAUCGUUCCUGUCACUCCAAAUGUCAACUGAAGGGUUGUUGAUCUUUUGCAGUGUUCUAGGAAUGAACUGAACUGUGGAAAUUGUAAAUCACAUCAAUGUUACAUAAACAUAUACAAUACUAA